CAGGUUGAUCCCGCCGAGCCGCCCCCAGCAACGUUGUAUAUACGAGGCAGUCGCUCAGACAUCCAUCCUCCUUAUCGCCGCUCGACAAUGAAGGGCUCAAUGCUGGCGCUGGCCGCGCAGCUGGUGACGUCGACGUCGGCCUUCCGGCUUGUGCAGCGUGAGAACCCAAAGGUGGUCAAGCUCGAUAUCAGUCGCCGCGAUGUAAACCCUAUCGAGCACGACCGGUUACGGAGGCGAGACACGGUCGAAGUGACGCUGGACAACCUCGAGACGCUAUAUUUCAUGAAUGCCAGCCUGGGCACGCCAGCACAAAACGUCCGGCUCCACGUCGACACGGGCAGCAGCGACCUCUGGGUAAACGCCGCCAACUCCCGCCUAUGCUCAAGCAUCAGCGAGCCUUGCAGUACCGCAGGCACUUACAGCGCCAACGAUUCGUCUACAUAUACAUAUGUGAACAGCGUCUUUAAUAUAUCCUACGUGGACGGCUCGGGCGCUUCGGGCGACUACGCCACAGACACAUUCCACUUGAGCAAUCCGGAUUUGACAGUAAAAGACUUGCAGUUCGGCAUCGGAUACACUUCGAGCUCGUACGAAGGCAUCUUGGGUAUUGGCUACCAGGUCAACGAGGUCCAGGUCAACCGUGCUGGUCUAGAUCCGUACCCCAAUUUCCCCCAGAAGUUGGUUGAUGACAAGACGAUCAACACCAACGCCUAUUCUCUGUACCUGAACGACUUGGACGCAUCCACCGGCAGCAUCCUCUUUGGCGGCGUUGAUACGGGCAAGUUCAAUGGAACACUCAGCACGCUUCCCAUCAUCACUGAGGCGAACACAUACGCAGAAUUCAUUAUCGCGUUGACCGCUAUGGGCGAAAAUGGCAACAAGGGUUCCAUCUUCGACAACGAGAAUGUCGCAGUGCUUCUCGACUCCGGAUCGUCUCUCAUAUAUCUUCCCGACAACGUUGCCCAAGCGUUGUACACCAAAUAUGACGCAACAUAUGACUCCACACAGGGCGCAGCUAUCUGCAACUGCGAUCUCGCCAACCAGGAGGGAUCAUUGGAAUUCACCUUCUCUUCCGAUGGGCCUACCAUUUCGGUUCCACUGAAUGAGCUUGUACUGGUAAUGGGUUACCAGCGUGGCCAGCCCAUUUGCAUUCUAGGCAUUGGUCCCUCUGGCGACUCAAUCUCCGUUCUUGGAGACACCUUUUUACGAUCCGCCUACGUCGUAUAUGACCUUGAAAACAACAAGAUUGGCCUUGCACAAACCGUGUUCAAUUCUACGGAAUCAAAUAUCCAAGAAAUACAAUCUGGAUCAACUGGCAUACCCAGCGCUACAGGUGUGCCCAACGCUGUCUCUUCCCUCAAUGUACAAGGCGGCGGUGGCCGCAUUGGCGGUCCUUCGGUCACAGGAUCAAUCGGUGGCGGAUCAUCGAGUGGGCUCGGAUCGCCUGCCGUGACUCCAAUGCCAUGGCACGCUGCUGGUGCCGCGCUUGCUGGCGCCGGACUCAUGAUGAGCUUCAAUUGACUUUGAACCUCUCAAUCACUUAUCACAGAUUUCUCUUAAGUAUUUAUCGACAUAAAAGGCGCCGUUGCAUAAGUCGGCGUUACAGGAAGGGAUGCAUUGGACAUUCGGAUACCAAUGUCAGGUCACAGGUGCAACGCGAGCGCCC
Paraphaeosphaeria sporulosa is the source of this 1666-nucleotide messenger RNA. RefSeq names its product candidapepsin-4 precursor. The record is from RefSeq and is a predicted model, not a curated record. The coding region runs from base 88 to 1521 and encodes 477 amino acids. The transcript is spliced from 3 exons. Gene Ontology annotation, biological process: proteolysis. NCBI's taxonomy places the organism in Eukaryota, Fungi, Ascomycota, Dothideomycetes, Pleosporales, Didymosphaeriaceae. Gene Ontology annotation, molecular function: aspartic-type endopeptidase activity.